Molecule: messenger RNA, 499 nt
Organism: Zootermopsis nevadensis
Lineage: Eukaryota; Metazoa; Arthropoda; Insecta; Blattodea; Termopsidae
Source: RefSeq, a predicted model, not a curated record
CUUAAUGAUCCAUCAGUCAAACAACUCAUAAAUUCAGAUGAGAAAUUUGAUGUUGUUGUCAAUGAUUGUUUUCACACAGAUUGCUUCUUGCCUUUUGCAUACAAGUUUGGAGCAAUAAGUAUAUGUGCCAGCACAUCUGUGUUAAUGCCAUGGGCUAAUGACCGGAUGGGCAAUCCAGACAAUCCAUCAUACAUCCCAAAUCUCUUCACGUCUUAUUCGGAACGAAUGAAUUUUGUUGAACGGGUCAUAAAUGCUGUAACCACAGUGCUACACAAAGUAGCGUAUCACUUCAUCUCUGACUGUCCAUCGCAGCUGUUGGCACGCAAGUUCUUUGGAGAGGACACUCCUGACCUCGCUGAUCUUGCCAGGAACAUAAGUUUGUUGCUGGUGAACAGCCACUUCAGUGUAAAUGCGCCCAGGCCGCUGGUACCCGGUGUUGUUGAGAUUGGUGGCAUGCAUAUCCCCAAGCCUAAACCACUGCCUCAGGUUAGAUGAUUAU